AUGUAUAGCCUUCAUCGAAAUUUCGUCAGACUAGGGUUAAGAAGCUCGUCUAGCAGGACUGUUGGAACUACUCUGUCCAUUCGGGCAUAUUCUACCCCUGAGUCUAAUGUUCUCACUGAGACAAAUAGACUUGAAAAAACCCUUGAAAAGUUUUGGACUAAAGUGGGAGUGUCACAAUAUCAAGGAAGCGAGGAUGGCUUAUCAGGUCACGUUAUAACUUUAGAUUCAAAACCUAUUAAAACCCCCUUGGGAUUUCCUUUGGUGGUACCCGAAUAUAAACAAAGCAGUGCAGCAUUGGCGCACUUAAUUGCCCAAGAAUGGUCGUUGCUGUCGAACUUGAAAAUUAAAAGACAUAAUCUUCCGAUUACGGGUCUUGCUUCAAGGGCCGUUGAUCUUCAAUACUCUCCGGAGGGUGUACAGGAGAUUGAUCGUACGAUUGAAUUACUGCUGCCAUAUUUGGAUACUGAUACUUUGAUUACUUUCGCUCCGCAUAAGGACUGCGAUGGAACAUUGAGACCAGCUCAGGAAGAGCUUUACUGGCCCGUUAUUAAGGAAGCAGAAAAGUUUUGGGACGUAAAGCUUAAUGUAUUAGAUAGUGAAACCACCUUGUUCGGUAGCAAACAAUCUCUAGAAACCCGUCAAAAGGUUGAAAACUGGUUAAGGUCUUUGGACAUUUGGCAGUUCACUGCUUUGGAAAGGGCAACGACAGCUGCAAAGUCCCUAAUCGCUGGUAUGAAUAUUGUUACGCAUAAAAGAACGCCCGACGAAGUAGCUAAGCUUGUUAAUUUGGAAACAACUUUUCAAACCGAACAAUGGGGUGAAGUUGAGGAUACCCAUGAUGUUGAACAUGCUGAUAUUCGAAGGCUGCUAGGAAGCGCUUAUAUUUUGGCCAAAUAG
This is a messenger RNA of Sugiyamaella lignohabitans, 897 nucleotides long. RefSeq names its product Atp12p (gene ATP12). Gene Ontology annotation, biological process: mitochondrial proton-transporting ATP synthase complex assembly. The transcript has a single exon. Bases 1 to 897 code for a protein of 298 amino acids. Gene Ontology annotation, cellular component: mitochondrion. Lineage: Eukaryota; Fungi; Ascomycota; Dipodascomycetes; Dipodascales; Trichomonascaceae. The record is from RefSeq and is a predicted model, not a curated record.